CCUCGUGAGCCGCAUCUGCAGCCGCAGUGGCAGCAAGAAACCAUGGCAACACAACAGAUAAGCUCGGGGACACCCAUCCCUGUGGCCGAUGAUGCUGCAUCUCGUCGCGCGAAGAAGAGGGAACUGGACCGACGUGCGCAGCAGGCUGCCCGGGAACGGAACAAGAAUCGCAUCGCUUACCUAGAAGCGACGAUUCAGGCCAUGAGCGAGCAGGAACAGAACGGAAAGAUCGCCAGCUUGAUGAACCAGCUGUCUGACAUGACGAGACAAAGAGACACCCUGUCGAAAACACUAUCCUCACUUGAGACAACAAUACAAGUCCACCGUGAAGGCGAACGUGCCGAUACUUUACAGGACCGAGCAUUACAACCUGGGGUAAAGGGUUCCAAUUGUCAGCCUUGGUCCAGCGCUUAUGAGCGUUCAACCGCGUUCGACAUUGACGUGGAAGAUAUGCCCUUGGAUGUCUUCACCCCCAGCAUUUCCGCCAUGACUUGGGGAGUCCCGGUAUUUGACGCAACCGGUCAUACUCUUGCAACAGAGAAGGAACUGUCCAACAGAGUCCCCGCUCCAUCUACCCUCACCCUGGCAGGGAACCCUAAUCUGGAAUGUCUAUCCGACUCCCCUCCGCCUCGACGUCAAGGCGAUGGUGUGAUCGUACCGGAGCCAGACAGCGCCUGUGAGUGUUUGGGAUCAAGGCAGGAUCCUCAAAGUCCCGGACCAUCUACGACAAGUCUAUGGAGAUCCGCAAACGAAGCUCUUGGCGCCAGCGAAAUGCUGUCGAGGAGUGUACUGAAUAUGGAAGACGAGAUGAGCGAUGACAUUCCGGUCCGCGUAAUACUAGAGGGAUGGGAUGCCGUCGAAAGAUCAGGGAAACUACCGCCUCUGUGGAGAAGGCUGCGCCAUACCGAUACCCUCCAGUUCAAGAACUGUCCGGAUACCGAACGGCUGGCUAUCCUGAGACUCAUGCACCGCCUCCUCCGGUACCAAGCCGAGCCCACAGUCGAACAAUGCGCCAAGUUACCAGCAUGGUAUCUGUCACCGUCCCAAUCACUACCUCAUUCCUCCGCGAUAGACUUCUUCGUCUGGCCAGGCGUUCGAGAGCGCUUUGUGUUUUCACAGCAUCAGUACUGUUCAAACUUGUUCUGGGAGGUAUUCGCAAGCAGCUUCCGAAUCAUGUGGCCUUUUGAGUUCCGCGAUUGCUACCGGCGAAACAUCGAGACAAGGCGAUACUGCGUGGCCCCAGAGUUCGAGGACAGAAUUCGCGAUAUCAACUCCUGGACCAUGUCGUCAGACUUCUUCAACCACUUCCCAGAGAUGUAUGCCGACAUCCCAAAGAGGUCUCCUUAAUAUCUCCGCUACGGCGGUUUUCGCAACAAACGAACGUGCACCAGAAGGAAGAGAUACCUCAAGUACAGCUCUCCUUCCCACACAACUGA
This is a messenger RNA of Colletotrichum phormii, 1436 nucleotides long. RefSeq lists its product as uncharacterized. The coding region runs from base 43 to 1347 and encodes 434 amino acids. Lineage: Eukaryota; Fungi; Ascomycota; Sordariomycetes; Glomerellales; Glomerellaceae. The transcript has 3 exons. The record is from RefSeq and is a predicted model, not a curated record.